Messenger RNA from Mytilinidion resinicola, 2932 nucleotides. RefSeq names its product glutathione degradosome. Gene Ontology annotation, molecular function: protein binding; peptidase activity. Gene Ontology annotation, biological process: proteolysis; glutathione catabolic process. NCBI's taxonomy places the organism in Eukaryota, Fungi, Ascomycota, Dothideomycetes, Mytilinidiales, Mytilinidiaceae. The coding region runs from base 126 to 2753 and encodes 875 amino acids. The record is from RefSeq and is a predicted model, not a curated record. The transcript has 6 exons.
UAUUGACUGACGAUUUGCGCGUAGACGUCUCCACGGAUCACGAUGAGGCGGUUGCAGAUGUCGAGGUCAACGGCCAGCGGGCUCUGCUAUCGAGACCAGCCAAAAACCCCACCAUCUUCCACCGAAUGAGACAUGACAAGUCCAUCCUAGCCGUCGUAGUAUCAACUUCACACAUCUUCGCUGGAACACAAGGGGGAGAGAUACUUGUGUACAGUCUAGAUACGUAUGGGUGCGUCAAAGUCAUUGAAGGCCACAGAGGGAGCGUGCUGGGCCUCUGCCUGUCGCAAGAUCAGGAUCUUCUAUUUUCUAGUGCAGGAGACAGGAUCGUGAACGUCUGGAGCACCAAGAACUUCCUCCGCGUCUACACCAUAUACUCCCUCUACGAUGUCGGCGACAUUUUCUGCGUAUCAUACUCCUCCUCCCUUAAAACAGUAUACUUGGGAUGUCAGAACACGAGCAUUCAGUGGUACGAUCUAAGGGAAAAGGACAUUCGCCCUCCACCAGACCCUAAAGCACACCCCGCCGAACGUACAAGCCGCUUCUUUGACUCGUCCGGUCCUGGUGGUGUCCAAACCCCUCGACCGCGGUCUACAGAUGAUGGUCCUCGGAAUGCGGUAGGUGGCCAGUCGCUGGAGAUUCAUAAUCAAUACAUUCGCCAAUUCGCACAUUUCGGCUAUGUAUACUGUAUGCUCAUAGCUCGGGGAAUAACAUCGGACGAUCCAAACGAGGAAAUACUCAUAUCUGGAGGCGGAGACGGAGUGAUUCAUCUAUGGGGUCUAAAUGGGGACAAAGGGGGUGCCAUAUAUGAAGUCCAAGCUCUCGGGGACGACCAAGAGGGGGAAGCAUCAGUCCUGUCUCUUGCAUUGGAUGGAAAGUUCCUCUAUAGCGGACGUCUGGAUGGAGAGAUCAACGUCUGGGACUUGGAAACGUACCAGCUUGUGAGGAGCCUCAAAACAGUCACUGGCGACAUACUAUCACUGAGUGUCGGCGGUGGAUUCCUGUUUAGCACUGGAGUGAAUGGUUUGGUUCAGAAAUUCAAUCGUCAAUACGAGACCGUAGCGACAUUUCAAGCUCACAGAGAACGUGUCUUAGCAUCCACUUUUGCAUACAACAGCAAAUGCAAGCCUAUAUUCGUCACGGGUGGCAACGAUAGCACGGUCGCGAUCUGGGAUGUGCAGGAUUGCAUUUCCGCCCCAGCCAACAAUAAGCGGACAAGCAACGAGCAUCUCUUCGAAUUCCUCAAAGAGUUUGUUUCGUACCGUACGGUAUCUUCUGAUGCACGAUAUAAAGGUGACUGCCGAAGAGGUGCUUCCUACCUUCGAUCCGUCUUCAAAAACUUUGGCGCUGCCACCGAAAUGCUCAACACUAAGGAUUCUUACAAUCCUAUCAUUCUUGCCACUUUCCGCGGUAAUCGUCUGAAGCAACCGGCGCGCAAACGCAUCCUUUUCUAUGGCCACUACGAUGUCAUCCCAGCCGAGAACGAGCAAGGGAAAUGGAUCUCAGACCCUUUUUCGCUUCAGGGAAUCGAUGGGUAUCUCUAUGGACGUGGAGCGUCUGACAACAAAGGCCCUAUCAUGGCCGCUAUUUUUGCCGUGGCAGAUCUUAUAGCAGAGCAAGCCUUGGACUCUGACGUCGUUUUCUUGAUCGAAGGCGAGGAAGAGUGUGGUUCGCGAGGCUUCGUAAACGCUAUCCAAGCCAACAAAGAGCUCAUUGGCGACAUUGACUGGAUCCUUCUAGCCAACAGCUACUGGCUCGACGACCAAAACCCGUGUCUCACUUACGGCCUGCGCGGUGUGAUUCAUGCGACCGUACAAGUCGAAUCCCCACAUCCCGACCUUCAUAGCGGUGUCGACGGCAGCGCCAACCUUGACGAGUCGCUCAAGGAUCUCAUCAUGACACUCGCUCAACUCACCGGCAAACACGGCAAAGUGCGAAUUCCAGGCUUCUACGACCCCAUCUUACCCCUAUCCCAGGACGAGAAGAAGCUCUACAAAGACAUUACUCAGACCCUCGUCCGUGGGAACCCAGACCUCGGCGACCCAGAUGAGCUCGCAACCUCUCUCAUGCGACGAUGGCGCGAGGCCUCCCUCACUAUCCACCGCUUCCAAACCUCCGGCCCGGAAAACUCCACCAUUAUCCCUCGCCUUGCUCGCGCCUCGCUCUCUCUUCGCUUAGUCCCCAACCAAGAGUCCACUGUCAUCGCUCAAUUGCUCACAGACUUUCUCCAUCAAGUCUUCGAUAGCCUGGACACCGAGAACAGCCUCACCGUCACCAUCGAUCACGUCGCCGAACCCUGGCUCGGCGACUUCAACAACCAAAUUUUCCAGACUCUCGAGCGCGCUAUCAUCGACGUCUGGGGCCCGACGCCCGCACCCAGCCCGAGCGUCGCGCACCGGCGCAAAUCGUCCGCUGGACACGCCGCCCGUGCGUUCGCUCAGCGCAAUUCGAUCACCUCAACUACGCUGGCCGCUGGGUCGGGCGACAAGGACGCGGAAGAACCCGCUUCCGCGAUCGCGAACGGGAAGCCGGAGCAAGGCAUGUUCGUCACCAAGCCGCUGUAUAUCCGCGAGGGCGGCAGCAUCCCGUCGAUCCGAUUCUUGGAGAAGGAGUUUGGAGCGCCCGCGGCGCAUUUGCCGUGUGGGCAGGCGAGCGAUUCGGCGCAUUUGGAUAAUGAGAGGCUGAGGCUUGUUAAUCUGUAUAAUAGUCGGCGGGUUUUUAAGAGGGUGUUUAGGGAAUUGCCGAAGAAAGAAUAGAAAGGGGGAGAUGUAUAAUAUGUUCAGGGGUUCUGGUAUUGGCGUUGGGGUGGGUGUUUAGGGUAAGAUGGGACGCAAGUGGCUGGGUUUGUGUACUUGAAUAGAGGCACCUGAAAAGAAUGGGGAAGCAGAUUAAAUGAUGGUAGCUCCAAGUUAAUUAGAAUUUUUCGUUGAAGACG